Molecule: messenger RNA, 4364 nt
Organism: Pecten maximus
Lineage: Eukaryota; Metazoa; Mollusca; Bivalvia; Pectinida; Pectinidae
Product: polycystic kidney disease protein 1-like 2
Exons: 12
Coding region: 64-4017 (1317 amino acids)
Biological process (GO): detection of mechanical stimulus
Cellular component (GO): membrane
Molecular function (GO): calcium ion binding; calcium channel activity; protein binding
Source: RefSeq, a predicted model, not a curated record
GUCUUCAACAAGAUACCACAUUACCACGGUGUCGGCGCGAGCAAAAUUACGUCAAAGGGCAUCAUGUUGGCUAUCAAACAGAGCGAUGGUACCCGAAAAAAUGUCAGCAUGGAUAUGCAAAUUUCUAAUGAAGGUGUAGCUUUUGCAAAACGAUAUCAACCAAUUUAUCUGAAAGAUGACCCAGACCAAAUGCUGUAUUUCGUUUUUGAUGUAUUGAGUGAUGAGGACGCAGUGAUGUUUUAUAUCUUACCAGACAAUUUUAACCCGUUCCAAUAUGACUCGUAUGGAUUGUAUGACGUAUAUGCUCGGAACGAUGAAUAUCCUUCAACUACAACGUUUGACUGGUCCUAUAGUAUGAACAUAAGAGACUGGGUAAAUGAUAAUGUUGGUUUCAAGAUAUUUAUUCCGGAGACAUUUCUCAAGGCAGGGAAGGUUUACAUAGCCUUAAAACCAAUUCCAGCACCACCAAUUCCAGAGAUCAGUAACAGGAUGAGAAGAAGACGGUCCGCAGAUGUCAAUCAAACAUUAACUAAUCUGACAACUGCAUCUAAUGCAUCGAAUAUAUUCGAACCUGCUGACGUUAACUUCACAACCGUCAUCGUAACAACUGGAUGUCGUACAUGGGACGAGGCGGGAGCGAGAUGGACAUCCAAAGGUUGCACGGUAUUGCCGUUUUCUACGAUGAACGAGACGGUUUGCCGAUGUGCGGACGAGACAGGGAAUUUAUUUGCAACCACAUUUUUUGUUCCUCCAAAUACUAUUGACUUUAGUGGGGUGUGGGCGAAGUUUGAUCCUGCGAAUGCAUCUGUAUAUGGAACAAUAGGGGGGAUUUUGAUCUGCUAUAUGUUGCUAUGCGUCUGGGCUCGGAGACACGACAAGAAAGACCUACUCAAGUGGACGACGCAUUUCUUAAGCGACACUGACAGGAAUGAUUCCUACUUUUAUAUUAUCAACGUAACCACGGGGUUACGGCGUGGAUCAGGCACCAAAUCCAAUGUCAGCUUCGCCGUAGCAGGAGAAGCCUCAGACUCUGGAGUAAGAAUUCUUAGCGAUGGAAAAUCACAGGGAUUUGAUCAUGCCUGCACCAAACGCUUUAUCAUGGGGACAACAGAAAAUCUAGGUGAUCUGAAUUACAUACGGAUUUGGCAUGAUAACUCGGGUACUGGUGCCAACCGUUCCUGGUAUCUCAGCAGAAUUACUAUAGACGAUCCACAAGUGCAUAAAAGAUAUGUGUUUCUUUGUGACAAAUGGUUUUCUUAUGACCACGAUGAUGGAAUGAUCGACAGAACUCUGCCUGCUUGCGGCCACGAAAAUCUAACGCAAUUCGGUGUCCUGUUCUACCAACGCGCAAUACAAGGCAUUACAGAAGAUCACUUAUGGCUUUCAGCAUUGAUGAGACCGGAACGAAGCAGCUUCACGCGAGUGCAAAGAAUAUCCUGUAUAAUUAUGUUAUUGUUUCUAACAAUGAUAACCAAUGCCAUGUUCUUCUCGCCUAAUGAAACCGAGAAGACCGGAGCGGUGUCGAUUGGGAGCAUGACGUUUUCCUUGAAGACUGUUUAUGUAUCAGUUGUCGGUACUCUUAUCACAACAGUUCCGGUGGUACUUGUGGCUUUGCUGUUUUCUAACUCCGAAACAAGGCCAUGCAGAAGAAGAAAAUCCAGAACAAGCGAUGAUGUUUCUGACGACGUAUUCUUCACAAAUGAUCAUCUGAUUCUGCCUUCAUUCAUACCUUACAUCGCUUGGAUUAUCGUUUUUCUAGCCAUCACAGCUUCUUCGUUUUUCUUGCUACUGUACAGUAUGGAAUGGGGAAAGGCUGCAUCAGAGGCAUGGCUCACUUCAUUUGUCCUGUCAUUCUUUGAGUCGUUUUUGUUCGUCGAUCCUCUAAAGGUUGUGUUCGUGGCGGCAAUAUUUGCAUUUAUUUGUAGACGACCUUUCGACAGUCAAACAUCAAACGUCAAUUUAGAUGAAGUGAAGAGAGUGUCAAGGACGUUCAUCGGGAACUCCAUGAGAACCUAUUUAUCCUUCCGUCAGGAUGUACUGAGCGAGAAAGAUGAAGAUGCUGAAAAUGCUGUAGCAAGGGCACGUGAACAACGCCUGAAGGAGCAGCGAGCUAUGAUGGUAUUCAUAGAGCUUCUCUUCUACGCUGUGUUUGCCUUCAUAGUCUAUAGCAUUAGCUAUGUAAAUCGGGACCAAAGAUCAUUUGCACUCAAGGAUAAUAUCUAUCGUGGCCUCAACGACUCUUAUGGCCAAUUUGGUUAUGGCAAGAUAAGCGAUGCCGCUGGUUUCAUUACAUGGCUGAAUGGGACCUUUUUUGAGAAAUAUUUUCCCGAAACCGACUACAACGGAGAUCCGCUCGAUGUAAGGGAUAGCUUUUUCUUCUCGGGUCUAGACAAUGCAAAAAUUGGUCCACCACGGCUACGGCAAGUUCGAAUGAAAAGAGGAAAAUGUCCUUACGCGAGACUUAUUGAGAAUCGUGACUGCAUUCCCGGUUACAAUAUGUACGAAGAAGACGAGCAAUCCUACUGUGUCGGUUGGAAUGGUGACACGUCCCCGGUGUGUAGUAGUCCCAACUUCUAUUCGAUGGAUGCGUGGCGGUACCAACGGUCCGAGGACAUCUGGGGCACACCUAUAACAGGCGAAUAUGAAACCUAUGGAGGGGGAGGUUACAUCCUAAAACUUGAGAAUGGUCUGCAGAACUCAAGAUACAUAGUACAGGAACUUGUGAAAUACCAUUGGAUCAACAGAGCAACAAGAGCAGUUUUCUUGGAGUUCACGCUUUAUAAUGCAAAUACAAAUCUCUUCUUGUAUUUGAUAUUCUUGACGGAGUUUACAGAAAAUGGUGGUCUUUUGACAUGGGUAGAUGUAUAUCCCUUCCGGCCUUACCAGCAUACAGGAGCACUUGGAGCAUAUGCUAUGUUCUGCUACUUAAUAUACCUUAUUGUUUUGAUUUAUGGGACUGUAGAGGUUGUUAAGAAAAUCAUCAAACAGCGAUUUCGAUUUAUCACAGAUUUAUGGAAUAUGACGGAUCUCUCUUGUGUCAUUUUGAGCUACAUUGGUGUUAUCUUGUGGUGCCUACGAUUUGUUUAUGCCUCACAAUCCAUGGCAAUUUACUAUGAAGAUAAAGAUGCAUUCAUCAAUUUCCAGCAUGUUGUAGUAUGGGACGUGACGUUCAACGUUAUCAUUGGCAUCAUUGUCUUCGUAGCAACAAUACGACUUCUUCGUAUGAUGGGAUAUAAUAGGCGGAUGACACAGUUAGCAAGCGUUAUAUCAAAUGCUUCAUCUGACUUGAGUGGAUUCGCUCUUAUUUUUGGAAUUGGAUUUUUUGGAUGGGUUUUGCUUGGUUAUUUCUUGUUCGGAUCAACAAUGCGUGAAUACAGAAGUGUAUUUACGACAUGGGGCAGCCUUAGUAAUUCCCUUAUAGGAAAAAACAAACUGGAUGCUAUGACACGUGCAGCUCCGAACUUUGCCAAUUUUUAUUUCUUCACAUACGUGAUCUUCAUCAUGCUAAUUCUUAUGACGGUUUUUUCUGCAAUCUUGAAUCAGAGCAUCACCACUGUGAGAUCAGACAUCAACAAACAACCCGACGCGUACGGCAUAAUGAAUAUAUUGCUAAAGUACAUCAGUGGACUUCGGAACUUAAUCUACAGUGGUAGAAAUGAAGAUAUGAUACACUCCGAUAGAAGGCACAUUUACAACCCUGCCAGCGGUCACCCUCGUCCUAAAAUGGAUACUACAAAUAUUAUGAGGACAGUCAGAGACAUAUUUGGCAAUAGAUGGGAUGACGAGGAAAGCAACGAACCGGUGCAAUCCUUUGAUGAUAUUUGCUUAGACGUUCCGGUACAGGACACUUAUCAAGUUGGCUCCCAUGGCUUCAACAUAUAUUGUCAGGAAGAGAAGACAAGUGAAAUGGACGAAUACAUUGACGCGCUUGUAUUUGGUAAACUACCGUUAGAGAAGAGGGAAACGUUCCCUCUUAAAACUAAGAACACUGAACCCUUACCAAUGUCAUUUUUGUAACUUACUUUCUCAACGCCUACUAUCAAACGUGAAUCACUUGCAACCUUACUUGUUGUAGUUUGUGUGAUUUAAUGCGUAUUUGAAUAAGAUGUUUCUAUUUACAUUAACAUAUUCAAAUGGAUCACAUGUGCAUUAUCUGGAGGAAUAGGAACAAUAAUGGAUGACACGAAAGACUGAUGGUUUUUCACGAUUACUUGAAUUAUACAAUUGAUGUUUGUUCAGCAAAUAAUAUCUAUAUACGUACCAUUUGGGUGCAUUUUCGUCUGUGAUACUUAAUACUUAAUUCAUGUUCGUUUUGCAUUUUUUCUUUGUUGUCAGUUUUAUUAAACAAUUGGUUAAAAAAAUGA